AUCCCGGGUCGACUUCCUCCCGCCGCGGGCGCCGACCCAGCUGGAGGAAGCGGCGGCAGCGGCCACGAUGAGCGCGGGCGACGCCGUGUGCACGGGCUGGCUGGUCAAGUCGCCCCCCGAGAGGAAGCUGCAGCGCUACGCCUGGCGCAAGCGCUGGUUCGUGCUCCGGCGGGGCCGGCUGAGCGGCGACCCAGACGUGCUGGAGUACUACCGGAGCAAGCACUCGAGCAAGCCGCUGCGCGUCAUCGACCUCAGCGAGUGCGCCGUGUGGCAGCACGCGGGCCCCGGCUUCGUGCGCAAGGAGUUUCAGAACCAUUUCGUCUUCAUUGUCAAGACCACUUCCCGAACCUUCUAUCUGGUGGCCAAGACCGAGGAAGAAAUGCAGGUGUGGGUGCACAGCAUCAGCCAGGUCUGCAACCUUGGCCGCCUGGAGGACAGGGCAGGUUCCGCGGAGAGCCCCCCGCCGCCGGCGGGCGCGCAGCCCUCUCCCGCCAGCCCCCUGCACGCCGCCCGUGCCGUCAGCUCCUCCUCGCCGGGGGGGGACCCGAGCACUGGUACCGUUGCCACUGAGGAAACCAGAAGUGAGUCAGAGUUGCUCUUCCUUCCUGAUUAUCUGAUUCUGUCCAGCUGUGAGACGGGGCGGCUGCACCACGCCAGUCUACCCACCAGAUGCGACAGCUGGUCGAACUCAGACCGCUCACUGGAGCAGACUUCAUCCGAUGACGUUUUUGUGGACUGCCUGCAGCCCCCGCCCUCCGGUAACUUGAGGUGCCCCUCGCGCCUCGGCAACGGGUCUCAGGAGGCGCCUUCCACGAGGUCCCAGGCUGCCCUGAUCUGGGGGAGAGACCACUUUUCUCUCCCGUCGCCAGAAACUUCCUUGAAUCCCACCAUCCAGAUUGAUAAAAACCAAGGCUCCUUGCCCUACGGGGCGCAAGAACUAGAUGCUCUGGCCAGCACGCCACCUCCCCGGCCCCCCAAGCCAAGCCACCUCUCUGAACGGCGCCGAGAGGAGCAGGUCCCGCGCAGCCCGGCCCGCAGCAUCAGGAGGCCCGAGUGCGCUGCGGUGCCGCGAAGAGUCUCUCUGUCUGGCUUAGACAACGUGCGAGCCGAGAAAGCCGACGUGGAAGGCCAGGCCUUGAGACACCGAGACAAGCGGCUCAGUUUAAAUUUGCCGUGCAGGUUCUUCCCGGCGGCUCAGCCUGUGGCCUCAGCGGGGGCCGAAGACAGCUACGUGCCCAUGGGCCCCGGGGCUGUCGCCCAGCGCGGGCCUGCUGACUACAUCCCGAUGAGCUCCGGAGGCGGCUCAAGCCGGUGGCCCGAGCUCCCCGCAGACCUGGAGCCCCCGCCGGUGAACAGGGAUCUCAAGCCUCGGAGGAAGCCACGGCCGCCUCCCCUGGACCUGAGGAGCCUCUCGACCAUCCGGGAGCACGCGUGCCUGACCCGGACCCGCACGGCGCCCUGCAAUCGAACCAGCUUUCUCUCUCCGGAAAGAAACGGUCUUAAUUCUGCGAGAUUUUUUGCCAGUUCUGUUUCCACAGAAGAGGAAGAAAGCUACAUCCAAAUGGGGGAGAACAGAGCAGCCAGCUCCCCGGGCAGUGGCGUUCUGACGUGGGCGAAGAACUUCAGCCUGGAUUAUUUAGCCCUGGACUUCAACUCCGCAUCGCCGGCCCCGGCACAGCAGAAAGUGUUCCUUUCGGACGAGCAAAGGGUGGACUACGUCCAGGUGGAUGAGCAGAAGACGCAGGCGCUGCAGAGCACGCGGCAGGAGUGGACGGAUGAGAGGCAGUCCAAGGUGUGAGGCCGCCCCGCCGGCCGCGGGCGGGAAGCUCGGCGCCCGCUCGGGGCUGCGAGUCCCGCCGGGCGAGAUGCGCGGAGUCACACCCGCGCUUGGCCGGAACCUCUGGAAGGAAGGCGGAGCGGGAGGAGGCCGCCCCCGCCGGAGCCCGGGGCCGCGGGCCCCACGGUCAGGAGAGGCAGCGCGGAGGCCGCCGCGGCCGUGGACCGCGGCCGGCCGGCACAAGGCCGUGCGGGCGGCGUGGGAACGAGCCGGGCGAGACCUGGGAGAGCGCGUUCCGGGCGCUGGGCGAACGGCCCUCGGGGCAGCAUUCGCCCCUCGCGGGGAGGCGCCUGGAGGCCACCUCGCCCCCACGCCUCAAGCCCAGGGGCGGCGGCAGAGGCGGCAGCCCUGCCUCCCAAUCGUCUCCACCCCGAAGGCAGACGAGUCGCCGGCCGGGCCCCCGGGCCCCCGACGCCGUGAUGAGCACGUCAGGCCGCACCUCGUCUCUCCUCUUCGAGACCUCGGGAGCUGGACCUGCCCACGCCGUUGCCCCCGCUUCGAAGGGAAGAAGACCAAGGGCCGGGCAGGCAGCACUUGCCCGAGGCCACUCCCGGGCCUCCGCGGACCCCGGUGGGUCCGGCAGCCCGGGCAGCGCCGAGUUGUGCGGGAAACACAGGCAGACUCGGGCGGGGCGCGCCUUCGUCUCCUCCCGCUUGGGCAGGAUUUUGAGCGAGUGCUUUUAGACUUGAAAGGCAUGCGGGUCCAGCCAGGGCUCCUUUGUGUGGUGUUCAAACCGGACGCUGACCGAGUCGGUCGUUCCCGUUAGAAAUACCUCCUGACCGUCAGGGCGAAGGCCUCUGUGGGCUCCCGCGGUCCCCGAGCUUCCCGGGAGCUGCCAGGGCCGGCAGGCUUCGGGCCGCCUUGAGGAAGGCCAUCGCCGGCCAUCCGAGCAGGACGGCGGGUUUUGAGUGACCGUUCUGAUCUGGGAAAAAAAGCCCAACCCCAAACCAGCGACCUCCCUUCUCAGGAUUCCUGGCUCGCGUUGCCCUUGUGCCUCCGUGGGGACGAGGCCCGGAGGCCAUCUCAUCAGCCCUUCCUGGGCUCAGAGGACCCAGACGGAAGGCCCGCUCAGGCUCCGACUUGUACUCAACUCCCCCUCCUGACCCUCUGAGCCCCUGCCGCCAGCACACACAUGUGAAUGAAUGGCUGGGUGCUAGGCAGACACUGGCCCUCGAUUCUGUCACUCUCUGCCAGGCGACCGCAGGCUUUGCUGCAGGUUUCAGUGUUUCAAACUGCUCCAAAGUAACGAUCCCAGAUACCACCCCAAGUCAAGUGCGUGUCCGUACACCGUGCAGAAUACACCUUUCUGGAAAAUUUGGGAAUCAACAUAACAGGACAAUGCAGCGAUUAAUCACACAUUGUUUUCUGUAGUUCCCUUUUGCUUCAUUUCCUUCCGACUCGUUUCGUUAGGAAAUACCUCCAGAUGGCAGGUUGGGUCAUGCAUAAAGAACAGAAGGGGCUCGAGCCUUCAAGUCCCUGGGUCCACAAGCCAGCACCCAGCCUGGCUGCAAGUGCGUGCGGUGACCCUGAGGAGGCAGUGUGCAGGCCCUUCACCCUGCAGCAAGCGGCAGCUGAACUGUCACCCCGUGGGUCCAGGUCAAGACUGAAGGCUCCUCUCCGGCCUGGUUUGCCCCUCUCGAGGCCUCCUCCUCGGCCCCCUGCAUACCACCUUUGUAUACACAGGCAUGCUGAUUUUUGAAAAUUCACUGUUUCCACUAUUUCAUUUCUGGCAUUAAUAAUAAAAGUCUUAUAAGAAGGAA
Phacochoerus africanus (Common warthog) is the source of this 3597-nucleotide messenger RNA. RefSeq names its product GRB2 associated binding protein 3 (gene GAB3). The record is from RefSeq and is a predicted model, not a curated record. Lineage: Eukaryota; Metazoa; Chordata; Mammalia; Artiodactyla; Suidae. The coding region runs from base 68 to 1798 and encodes 576 amino acids. The transcript has 11 exons.